Drosophila eugracilis is the source of this 3623-nucleotide messenger RNA. It is a transcript of the gene slgA, whose product is annotated as proline dehydrogenase 1, mitochondrial. The record is from RefSeq and is a predicted model, not a curated record. Lineage: Eukaryota; Metazoa; Arthropoda; Insecta; Diptera; Drosophilidae. The transcript is spliced from 12 exons. Gene Ontology annotation, molecular function: FAD binding; proline dehydrogenase activity. The coding region runs from base 303 to 2339 and encodes 678 amino acids. Gene Ontology annotation, cellular component: mitochondrion.
CUCGUACAAAAUUUUCAACAAACAAAAUCACCAAUAGUUUUAUUUCUUUUUUUUUGUUUUUAAUGUUUGGUUUGUCCCUAUCUACAUAUGUAUCUUGGAUUGUUUUUUAAAGGAUCAUUUAAAAAAGGCAAAAUUGAAACCGGGAUACAAAGAGGAGACCGCAAAGCAAAGAAAAAUAAAAAAAAAAGCAGGGAAAGCGAAGAGAAAUUUUACAAUCAAAGGCCAAGGUCGGAGUAUCCGGAGUAUAUCCUUUUAAGAACUCGGACAGCAGAUAGCCGAAAUAAGCCGUAGAAUCCCUUGUAAUGGCUCUACUCCGUUCGCUGAGCGCCCAACGAACAGCCAUCAGUUUGGUCUACGGCCGUAAUAGCAGCAAGUCGAGUAAUUCCCUGGCCGCCGCCGCCUGCCGAAGUUUUCAUCAGCGCGACAGGAGGAGCACUAUCACCGCUGGAGAAAGAGCAUCAUCGGAGUCCACAAACGUAAUCAAUGGGGCCCGCUACCUGCACUCCGGCGAUCGGCCGAUGCAGGCCUCCACUCUGGUCCAACCAGAUUUGGUGUCCAGCGAGACGGUGAAGCGAGAAUCAUCUUCCCAGGAGAAAAACCCCUCUCCCGCUGGCUCGCCGCAGAGGGAUCCCUUGGACGUGACCUUUAACGAUCCAAUUGCCGCCUUCAAGAGCAAGACCACUGGCGAGCUAAUGCGCGCGUAUUUGGUCUACAUGAUCUGUUCUAGCGAGAAGUUGGUCGAGCACAACAUGACGCUUAUGAAAUGGUCAAAGAACGUAUUGGGUCAACGGUUAUUUACAGCAUUGAUGAAGGCGACCUUCUAUGGCCAUUUUGUCGCCGGCGAGGAUCAAGUCAAGAUCAUACCCACAUUGGAAAGACUAAGAUCAUUCGGCGUUAAGCCGAUUCUCGACUAUUCCGUUGAGGAGGAUAUCACCCAGGAGGAGGCAGAGAAACGUGAAGUUGAAUCUUCCGUUUCCAGUGCAGGCGACAAAAAGGAGGAAGGCAGCAUGCCACAGUACCAUGUGGACAAGUCCUUCGCCGAUCGGCGGUAUAAGGUGAGCAGUGCUCGCACCUAUUUCUACCUGAACGAGGCCACCUGCGAGCGGAACAUGGAGAUCUUCAUCAAGUGUCUGGAGGCUGUUUCGGAUGAUGAUCGCAAGGCGCCCCCGGCAGUGGCCACGGGCGCCACCUUCGGAACCGGCAUCACCGCCAUUAAACUCACCGCCCUGGGCCGUCCACAAUUGCUGCUGCAACUGUCCGAGGUGAUUAUGCGCACACGCAAGUACAUGGAGGACAUGGUAGGCGGUCAGGGCAAUGUGCUGACCCACCACAAGACUAUCAAGGAUCUCGAGAAGUAUUAUGCCACACUGGGCGACAACAAGGAUGUGAAAGAGUUCUUAAAUAAUGUGACGUCCGACAAGGAGGGAAUCCUGCAUCUGUUCCCUUGGUCGGGCAUCGUGGACGAGGACUCGCAGCUAAGCGACACGUUCCGUGUUCCCGAUCCCCAAACCGGCCAGAUGCGUCGACUGAUCUCACAAAUACCGCCCAAAGAGGAGGAGAUGUUCCGAAACAUGAUCCGUCGCCUCAACACCAUUGUAAAGGCUGCUGCCGAUCUGGAUGUGCGCAUCAUGGUAGAUGCAGAGCAGACCUACUUCCAGCCGGCCAUCUCACGCAUCACUCUCGAAAUGAUGCGCAAGUACAACAAGGACAAGGCAAUUGUCUUCAACACGUACCAGUGCUACCUCCGGGAAACGUUUCGCGAGGUGAACACCGAUCUGGAGCAGGCCAAGCGCCAGAACUUCUACUUCGGCGCCAAGCUGGUACGCGGUGCCUAUAUGGACCAGGAGCGGGACCGCGCCAAGUCGCUUGGUUAUCCCGAUCCGGUCAAUCCUACCUACGAGGCCACCACGGACAUGUAUCACAAGACUUUGGCCGAGUGCUUGCGACGCAUUAAGCUGAUGAAGGACUGUGAUGAUGACGCCAGGAAGAUUGGCAUUAUGGUGGCAUCGCACAACGAAGACACCGUGCGAUUUGCCAUCCAACAAAUGAAGGAGAUAGGAAUUUCGCCGGAGGACAAGGUUAUCUGCUUUGGUCAACUGCUGGGCAUGUGCGACUACAUCACCUUCCCACUAGGCCAGGCUGGCUACUCGGCGUACAAGUAUAUCCCGUAUGGUCCAGUGGAAGAGGUGCUGCCUUACUUGUCGCGACGUGCCCAGGAAAACAAGGGUGUAUUAAAAAAGAUCAAGAAAGAAAAGCGCCUGCUUCUCUCCGAGAUUCGGCGCCGGCUGAUGCGAGGACAGCUUUUCUACAAGCCCAAGGGCAAUUAUGUGCCCAUCUAAGCUGGCCUGGAUGGAUGGAAUCACUCACUCACCCACACACACCCCUGAGGCGGCAGAUCGUUUGCCAAUUAUAUCCGUCAGUGGAUAUCGCCAGGAAAUCGAUCGCUUCGGGCAUAUUUUAGUGUUUUUUUUGUCGUUCUUACUAUUUUUACGAAAUUUGCAUAUGUCUGCAGUAUAUAUAUAAAGGCUUGUGUAUAUACCAAGGUCCUGCAAAAGAGCAAAGAUGUUCUCACUCACUGUCCUCCUGCAGCCCUGCAGGAUCUUCUUCACCAACAAACAACUUCAAUUAGAGGCGGUAGCACUGAGAGGUGGUCAUUUGAUGAAAAUAUGUAUAUUUUUACGUCUUGUUGCAACAAUAAUCUAAACGAGUUCUGUAUGUGUGUUACAAAGAAAACAAAAUAUGAAAAAACAAAAACUAAAAAUCGUGAAGGAAGGAAACGAAUGUGGAAAUUCCACACCGAUGAUAUUAAAAAAGGGGAUUGAAUUGAAGCGAACAUUUUUUAGCAUCGUAACAAAUAAAGCAUAAAACGAUAAUGGUAUAUACAUAUUAUAUACAAUAUAAUGAGAUCAAAAACGUUUAUAGAGAUAUAUACCGAUCUAUAUCUACAUAGAUACAUGUAUGUGUAUGGCUGCAUUUUAGUCUAGAUUCAUUAACUUCGUGUUUGUGCUUCUUCCUCAGUAUCACUAUAUCAGCUAUCAGUUAAUAGUUCUCCAUUCUUCAUUUGCGAUGUGAUUUCAUGUUUCUCCCUAAGUUACUAACAUAAACUAUAUAUUUAUAUAGAUCAAUAGCGAGAGAGAGAGUCCAGGGCAUUUGUUCCUCCAGCUCGUGGCCAUCCCAUCCGAUAUAGUCAAAUAACACUGUCCAUAGGAACCAGGGAUAACCGCGCAUACCUAUACCUAAACCUAGCGAGUUUUAUUAUGAUUAUGCUAAAUUAACUUAAAUGUAUAUGUUUAAUUUAGCACUUAAAGCGAUAUUGUAAAAGUCAUUACUACGAUAGUCAAUCAAUGAGAAACCACAACCACAAGCGAAACCGAAACCGAAACCGCCUUCUGUCCCCCUGAUUUUUUCGUCUUCAUAUCCGAUUCCUCGUUUCGAUUGCUCAGACAACUACAUAUAUAGACAGACUUGGCCAUAUACCAAGGCGUGCAGAUCGAAUCGAAUAAUUUUGUAUUAUUAUUCUCAUGAUUAUUAUUAUUGUAUUGCAUAAACGCUAUAAAUAAAUGAAUAAAUAAUUGUAUGAAUGUUAACUAUUUCAAUGACAAUAAUAAAAUGUUAAAAACGAA